AUGGCAUCGUCCAGAUCUGAUAGUACCGCCUCGUCCAUCACCGCGACAAAAGGUGCAGCUCGCAAGACAUUGCCUCAGCCAAAAGACUUGUCACAUCUUUUCUCCGUCGUGGCCAGAAAUCGAGAAUCAAGCGAAAUCAAGGCUUUCUACAAAUUUAUGCAGAUUCCGGGCAUCAGCAAUUUUGCUGGAGGAAUGCCAAAUGUGAAAUACUUUCCACUCGACACUUUGGAAGCCCAAAUAGCGAAACCAGACCGAUGGCAACCUUCAGCCAAUUAUCCGGAUCAAAUAAAACCGCCAACGUUAGAGCCUGUGAUGUCCUCGUCUUCCAGCAUUAGUGGCUUCAUCAACAACCAGAUUCAAAAGGCGGGCAAGAACAUCCACAAAGAUUCCGACCACAGCAAGACAUCGUCAUCGCGAAUUACAAUACCCAAGGUUGUUCAGGAAAUAGACCCCACCAAAAGAGUCGACCUUGCCACGGCCCUUCAGUAUGGGCAAGUCACUGGCUACCAGCCUCUGCUCUCCUUCAUCAAGCAGUUCACGAAUCAAAUCCUCUACCCAGAUAUUCCCUACAAGGGUGGAGUAGAUGUCAUUCUCAGCAGUGGAAGCACGGACGGAUUCUCAAGAGUCCUCCAGCUCCUGGUUGAUCCCUGGUAUGAGGGACUACACCCUCCCACCGAGAGACAAGGCAUGCUUUGCGAAACCUUUGUGUUUGGAAAUGUCAUCACACAAGCGAAGCCUCUAGGGAUCAACAUUGUCCCUAUUGAGACUGAUGAGGAAGGCAUGGUGGCUGAAGGCCCUGGUGGUCUGAGAGAAGUGCUUGAGAACUGGGAUCCUCAGAACGGCCUUCUACCGCAUUUCUUAUACACAGUAACAAUGGGAAACAACCCCACAAGUGGCGUUAUGGGAAUAGGGAGAAGGAGAGAGAUUUAUGCGCUCGCAAGCAAGUUCGAUAUCAUCAUUGUCGAGGAUGAUCCAUACUGGUUUCUCCAGUUCCCUUCCGCCGCGGCGCACGAAGCCAAGGCCAGAGGAUAUGGUGAUUACCAGGAGAUCAAAGUCCGCAAGCCAGUAAACCGAUCUGGCUAUGAAUUCAUUGAUUCGCUCACUCGCUCAUAUUUAAGUAUGGAUGUUGACGGCCGAGUCAUUCGUCUUGACACAUUCUCCAAGACAAUCGCUCCUGGUACCCGACUAGGUUACAUCACUGCUCAACCUGCGAUCAUAGAGCGUCUUACAAGAAUCGCUGAGACCGGCUCUGGCCAACCUUGUGGCUUCGCCCAAGCACUUGUUGCGCAAGUCAUUUUGGGUCCGCACUCAUCUACCCUCCAGAAGUUCUUCUCCCUCCCAUCAUCAAGGAAAUCCUCGUUCACCGGCUGGAAGGUCGAUGGCUGGGUACGAUGGCUAGAGGGCCUUCGUGGAGAGUAUGAGCGUCGCAUGAUACGAAUGUGUAAGGUCCUCGAAGAAAACGCAUUCCAAUUGAGUAGUUCUACACCCAGUUGCCCUGACUCUGAGUGGAACAUCAUUACAAAGACCCGGCUGAUCGAUUUCGAUUGGCCUCGUGGAGGCAUGUUCCUGUGGUUGAGAAUACACUUUGAGAAGCACCCUCUCUACCAGACCCAGGGUGGCAAGCUAGCGCCAACAAUCGACGGCCCUGCUCUUUCAAAAGCGUUUCUCAUUCACAGCACUAAGGCGCCUCAUCUAGUUGUGGGAAGCCCAGGUAGCAUGUUCGGAGCUACACCCCAGAUCCGGGAUGAGCGUGGUUGGCGGUAUGUACGCAUGUGCUUCGCGGCGGAGAGUGACGAGAACAUCGAUGCUGGUUCAUUGAGGUUCGCAAGAGCUGUACAGAGCUUUUUCGAGAUCCGAGAAGCUGCGCGGAUUGAAGAGUUGAUUGAUGAAUUGUAUAGUUAG
Fusarium coffeatum is the source of this 1902-nucleotide messenger RNA. RefSeq lists its product as uncharacterized. NCBI's taxonomy places the organism in Eukaryota, Fungi, Ascomycota, Sordariomycetes, Hypocreales, Nectriaceae. Gene Ontology annotation, molecular function: pyridoxal phosphate binding; transaminase activity. The transcript has 4 exons. Gene Ontology annotation, biological process: biosynthetic process. The record is from RefSeq and is a predicted model, not a curated record. The coding region runs from base 1 to 1902 and encodes 633 amino acids.